ACAGUCUGAAUAUGUAAGAGUGAAGAUGGUUUUUGCAAGAGAUGUGGCAAGAGCCAUUGUGGUCUUGUAUAUAAUUGGCUUCCUUACAACUGAUGGAAAAUCAGUUAAGAAGAGAGUCGUAUCGGAAAUACAACUGAUGCACGAUUGGGGUCAGUACCUAAAUGAGAAAACCAGGUUGGCAUGGCUGAAAAGGAAGCUCGCGGAGGUAACGGAUCCCAAUGAGAUCCCCGGAGGGCCCCUUGAACCCUCUAACAAUGUCCGGCUCCAAAAGAGGACAGACACCAGUCUGGUUGCAAACCAGGAUCACCAACUAGCUUCAGGAGAAAAGACACUUUGGAAGACCAACAAGGCUGACGUGGACAUACUGUCCAAAGUCAAUCCCUACCUAGAAUAG
Molecule: messenger RNA, 394 nt
Organism: Trichosurus vulpecula (common brushtail)
Lineage: Eukaryota; Metazoa; Chordata; Mammalia; Diprotodontia; Phalangeridae
Gene: PTH
Product: parathyroid hormone
Exons: 3
Coding region: 26-394 (122 amino acids)
Biological process (GO): intracellular calcium ion homeostasis; cell-cell signaling
Cellular component (GO): extracellular region
Molecular function (GO): parathyroid hormone receptor binding; hormone activity
Source: RefSeq, a predicted model, not a curated record